AUGGAGGUCGGCAAAGAAGAAUCGCUCAUUUCCGAUAUACGGGAAUACGCAAAAACGUUUACAGAAAACGGUGUUUCGUCAUUUCAGAACAAAAUUGAACAAAACUUAAAUGUUUGGAAAGAAAAAAAGCUAAAUAUCGCUGUUGUUGGAGAUAGCGGAGCUGGAAAAUCUUCUUUGAUAAAUGCCAUUCUUGGACUUACUGCAGAAGACGAAGGUGCUGCACCAGUAGGAUCUAUGGAAACAACAAUGACAAUAGAAAAGUACGUGAAUCCAUUGCAUCCAAAUCUUGUGUUUAGCGACAUGCCAGGGAUUGGAACCCCAAACUUUCCGAGGGACAGCUAUUUUGCCAAGAUAGGUCAGGACCUAACCGAGUUCGAUUUCUUUCUAAUCGUGUGCAGCGGCCGAUUCAAGGAAAACGAUCUUUGGUUUGCAAAUAUAAUCCACAGUCAACGUAAAGAGUUUUAUUUCGUCAGGACACAUACUGACGAGGACGUGUUGUCCAACAAACACGACUUUCCCCAGACGCACAAUCAAGAAACACUUUUGGCACUUUUAAAGAACCGUUUAUUUGAUGAGCUCAACAGAGCACAAAUUGCAACAAAUCAAGAUCACAUAUUUCUUGUCGACAACUAUGAUCCAACAAAAUAUGAUUUCGAAAAGCUUCUAGAUACACUAGUUGUCAAUGCACCAAGCAUCAAAAAGGAUACCUUGAUUCUUUCCUUAGCGAUUACAACGAAUAACUUGAUCGAUGAAAAAGUAAAAGUAUUAAAGGAUCGAGUUUACAUUAAAGCUCUGUUGGCAUGUGUUGGGUCACUUGUUCCCUUACCUGGCGUAGGUGUAGCAGUUGAAGCAUCGGUUUUGUACCAAGAGUAUCAGUUUUAUCGCGAGCAACUUAGCAUUGAUGACAAGAGCAUGCAAAAUAUUUCCGAACGUUUAGAUGUAUCAAAGGAAAAUCUCGAAAAGAAACUGAAUAUGAAAUCUCACAUGGUGUCGGUAUCUUUGCAGGCCUUUGUAAAAUUUCUGUCCGUACAUGUAGCAUCUGAAGGAAUUGAGAAUGUUGUCAAAGCUGCACUACCAAUCAUUUCAAGUGUGCUUGCAGCUGGUGUAAGUUACCCAUUGUGCGUACAUAGCCUCAAAAACCUAUUAGCCAUGUGCGAAAAGGAAGCACGUGCUGCACAUUACGAUGUUGAAAUUAUGUUUUUAAAACAACACCAAUAAUUGGACACAUACAAGAAUUCAGAGCACUUUGUUAUAAAAAUGGCGUUGAAGUAACAAUAGAAGAACGUAAAAUUAAUCACUCACCGAAUCACUAUGCACGCAAUGAGCAGCUGUUUAAAUUGACAUAUAUAACGUAACAAUAUUUGUACACGAAUCAAUAUAUGUUUUCCAUUUUAGUACAAAAUGUGAGAUAAAAUAUAAGCACGUGUGUGCGAUCGGUUGUGCUUUGACAAUGACAAACAUAUGCCAUAGAUAUGAGUAAUAUGUGUGCAGAUAUUUAUGCAUUCCCUUUUUUUUGCUAUUUUAUUUACAUUAUCUAGUUUUACGAUGUUCACAAGAUGUCUUUUAAAUUGUUAUUUGGAACAAUAUUUCAAUACAAAUUUUCUAUACAACAACGAUAACAACAGCAACAAUAACU
This is a messenger RNA of Mya arenaria, 1636 nucleotides long. RefSeq names its product T-cell-specific guanine nucleotide triphosphate-binding protein 2-like. Bases 1 to 1218 code for a protein of 405 amino acids. Gene Ontology annotation, cellular component: membrane. Gene Ontology annotation, molecular function: GTP binding; GTPase activity. The transcript has a single exon. The record is from RefSeq and is a predicted model, not a curated record. Lineage: Eukaryota; Metazoa; Mollusca; Bivalvia; Myida; Myidae.